GUGAAAAACUUAGUGGAAAGUGGAAAGAGUAUUGAAAAGAGGGGAAAAAAAAACAAGAGUGAAAAAUGCAGUCGGGAAGGAAUGCAAUGGAGUCUGUGAAGGAAGGUGCGGCCAACGUGGCAGCCUCGGCCAAAUCGGGCAUGGAAAAGACCAAAGCCGCCCUGCAAGAGAAGAAGGAGAGAAUGACGGCCCAUGACCCAGUGGAAAAGGAAAUGGCAACCGAGAAGAAGAAUGAGAAGAUAACAGAGGCCGAGCUCAAUAAACAGGAGGCUCGCAGGCAAAACGCCGCAGCCAGACAGGCAGCCUCCGCCGGCGGUCACACCGGCUCCACUGGUUACACUGCCACCGGCACUACCGGAUACACCAACUCCAGCACCGGCACCGGCAAUACUGGCAACAACACCAUCACCACCAGGACGGCAACCUACUCCACUACCGGAGCCACCGGCCACCCAACUGGGACCCACCAGAUGUCAGCAUUGCCUGGACACGGCACUGGCCAGCCGGCGGGUCAAGUGACGGACGGUGUGAUGGGGGCCCACCCUGUUGGGACCAAUACAGGGACCGGUAGGACAACGGCCCAUAAUCCAUAUACUGGGGGGACUAAUACUGAAUAUGGUUAUGGGUCUGGUGGGUCCUAUAGUUGAAAUGGGCUUUAAGUUUCUGUGUAGUUCAUUUCGCUUUGAUGGUUUUCGUUUUGUACUUGUUAGGUUUCGUCGUUUUUCAUUUUUUCAGUCUUUAAAAAAGUGUUCUAGUGAUGGGGUAUGGUUGUUUGGUUCUGUGGUCGAACUAGUUUGUCUUUUCUUGUAAUGUCUAUUGAAAAAAGUAUUUUGAUUGAAUAAAGAGAGUAAAUUAUGUAGAA
This is a messenger RNA of Ziziphus jujuba (common jujube), 862 nucleotides long. Its product is annotated as 18 kDa seed maturation protein. Gene Ontology annotation, biological process: embryo development ending in seed dormancy. Lineage: Eukaryota; Viridiplantae; Streptophyta; Magnoliopsida; Rosales; Rhamnaceae. Bases 66 to 647 code for a protein of 193 amino acids. The transcript has 2 exons. The record is from RefSeq and is a predicted model, not a curated record.